CUCCGAACCGAGACCUAGCCCUUGGGACAAUAUGGCGGCCUCCUAGACUGAAAAUGUUUCUCUGGCUCAGCAGGCAACACUAGUGAGACGUCAAGCUGUCAUUAUCCUUGAGAAAAACCCAUUGCUGCUGAACUAGUGUAAGAGAAAACAGGCAGUAUGGGAGACAGGCUGAAGGACAUCCGAGAGCGCCAGAGGAAGCGUCGGGAGCUGCUGGCCCAACAGCUGGGAGCAGCAGAUGCAGACAGCCUGGGACAGGUGCUGAAGAGUAAGGUGGAGCUGGAAGAACAAGCCAAGGCUGCUCCAGCUGCCAGGGCCACUGAUGAGCCACCUGAAGCCAAGCGCAGGGCCACGGAGUUAAGUGUGGAUAAAGAAGAACGGAAGGAUGCAGAAUGGCAGGGUGAUGGGGAUGAGGAUGAAUACUUUGAAUUGGUGGAAGAGGUUUACCAAGACUCCAGUACCUUUUUAAAGGGGACUCAGAGUGCCAACCCUCACAAUGACUACUGUCAGCACUUUGUGGACACAGGGCAGCGACCACAGAAUUUCAUCAGAGAUGUCGGACUAGCAGACAGGUUUGAAGAGUACCCAAAGCUAAAAGAGCUCAUCAAGCUAAAAGACGAGCUCAUUGCAAAAACAGCAUGUCCACCAAUGUUUCUUCAGUGUGACCUGGAGACAUUUGACAUGCGUGAACUGGACUACAAGUUUGAUGUUAUAUUGAUAGAACCACCACUGGAGGAGUAUCAGAGAGAAGGAGCUUUGUACAGUGGCAAGUUCUGGGCUUGGGAAGAGGUGAUGAAGCUAGAAAUUGAAGAGGUUGCUGCCCAGCGAUCCUUCAUCUUCCUGUGGUGUGGGUCUGGGGAUGGGCUGGACUGGGGCAGGAAGUGUUUACGUAAGUGGGGGUUCCGACGCUGUGAGGAUAUCUGCUGGAUCAAGACGAAUAUCAACAACCCGGGAGUCAAGAAGAACCUUGAACCAAAGGGUAUCUUCCAGAGGACUAAGGAGCAUUGCUUGAUGGGUAUAAAAGGGACGGUCCGCCGUAGCACAGAUGGGGACUUCAUUCAUGCUAAUGUAGACAUUGAUCUGAUCAUCAAUGAGGAGCCAGAACACGGGAGUAUUGAGAAACCAGAUGAGAUCUUCUCCAUAAUGGAGCACUUCUGUCUGGGGAGGCGUCGACUGCACGUCUUUGGGCGGGAUGACACCAUCAGACCAGGAUGGCUGAGUAUUGGCCCAGCACUCACCAACACCAAUUUCUCUGCGGAGACCUACAAGGCUUUCUUCAACAAAGGACCAAACGACUUCCUAACAGGAUGUACAGAGAAGAUAGAAGCACUCCGACCCAAGUCACCCACACCCAAAAUCAAAGGGGAGGGCAGAGGAGGAAGGGGAGGGGGCCGGGGAGGGUCAAGCAGAGGUGGAGGGGGAAGAGGUGGAUUUGGGGGGAGAGGUGGGUUUGGGGGGAGGGGACGGGGAAGGGGCAUGCACAGAGGUGGCUAUAAUCCCAGAUAGGUCUUUGGUUCUGAGUAAGAAGAAGAUAUUUUCCAGGUCAAAAAUUGUAUCGAAAUCAUGUAGUUCUUGUAAGGCCAUAUAUGAUGAAAUAGCAAGUCUCUAUCAGUACCUGCUGUCACCAUACAACCUCUGAAGCUUUUCCAGUGUAGGUUGAGCUUAAUCUAAGGGCACAACCCCACAUACGUGCAAAUACGUGCUGUCUACGUGCCAAAACGUCUUUUGGGAUCCGUAAGUGGUAAGUACCGCCUCGGUACAAACUCUAGAGAAUCUGACGGAUUUUGGAGCACACAGACAUGCCGUAGAACUUUACGUGCAGGCAAAGCUUUGUGUGCCAUCGGGCUGCGGGUUUGCCCCCCUGUACGUGCCAGUAUGAGCAAUGCGCCUGCCCUGUACGCCUGAACGUUCUCAAAAAUGUGUUUUGGUGGUGGCCUCAAAAACGUACGGACAAAUCGCACGUAUGGCAGGUUGUGCCCUUAGCUUAAAUGAACAACGUACUGUUGUGGAUUCAACUAGCUAUCUGAUUUGCAAUGGAAAUUAGCCUUGAAAUAGAUUGCACUUAGUUGGUUUUUGUGAGAUUUUUGUUGUUGUUCAAAUCCAACUCAGAACAGGAAAAUCACACCAUCUUAAUGCAUAACUAAUACUACAAUCUGAAAUACAUUAAUGUGAAAUCAAGUCAGUUCAGGAGAAACAUGUUGGCUUAGAGAAAAUGGUACUGAUUUGAUUGUCAUCUUAUUUUUAGAAACUGUUGACUGAAUUUAAGAACCAUUACAUUAAAUUUGUAUUAUGUUGGCAUAAUGUGAUCAAUGUACAGCUUUAUAACACACUGGCAUACGAUGAGACCUACUAAAGAUAAACAUGUCAUGUUGCUACUAGCCACUUUUCAGAACUUUUCCCUUCCAUCCAGAUUAGAUAUGAGUUAGUGUAUCGGCUGAAUAUGGGCAAUGUCAUGAUCAGAACAGGAUUACACUGAUGUGGUUUCAAUCAGAUUCACUUAAUAUUGUGAAUAUCCCUCUCCCAAUACAAGCCUGUAAUAUGGGUGUUAGUAUGCACGUCUUUGAAUAGAAAUGUGGCAUCAAUGACAUUUAUUAGAUAUGUACAUUGUUAGAAUAGUAUGACAGACUGCGAUGUCACCAUAUGAUGCUUCAGUCAGUCCACAGGCAGACCAUAAUAUAAGUAUGAAUACCCAGUGUGUUUGAUGAUGUCUGGUGACUUGAAUUUUUUGGUAAGAAUAGCACUGCAGCCAUGUAAAAAUGUAAAACUGAGCCUGAAGGAAAUAGAAAUAUUAAAGUAAACGUUCCUUACAGUUGUGUUCCCCUGGAGUAAAGAAACUUGCCAUUUGUAAUUUUACCCGUAGCUAAGGCCAUACCAAUUUUAUUUGUUGUUUCUCAGAUUUUUUUUUCAGAAGAAAAUUGGGUCCGUCGGUCGGUCGGUCGAAAAAAAAAUUGCCAAAAAGUCGGGGGUAGGAGAGAUAGAGGGGCUUACUUAAGUUACACAACAGAAAUAACAACAGAUAAUUGUUUUCAGAUUUUCUACAUGUGCUUGAAUCAAAAUGCGUCCAAAUUUAGGUUUUUUUUCUGGAUUAUUUACCCUAAACUCGUAGCUUUGCUGGGCCAAGCAGCUUCAUAUUUUCCCGUUGUCAAGGUGUGGCCAUCAAUUUGAAAAGUUGUUUUUUUUUAAUCGGAAAAAAUAAGGUCGGGAAAUCUGAGAAACAACAAGUAAAAUUGGUGUGGCCUAAGCACUUAGUAUUUAAAUGCUUCCAUGGCACAUGGACUUUUUUUGCACCCUUAGUCACAAAUACCACGUAGGCUUUUCAUUAAAAUACCUUUUGAAGCUAGUAUUAGCAAAAUCUAUGAAACUGUCUGACAUUUCGUUGUUAUGAACACCAACAUGGAUCCUUUUAGAG
This is a messenger RNA of Branchiostoma floridae (Florida lancelet), 3406 nucleotides long. Its product is annotated as N6-adenosine-methyltransferase non-catalytic subunit-like. The record is from RefSeq and is a predicted model, not a curated record. Bases 157 to 1503 code for a protein of 448 amino acids. Gene Ontology annotation, molecular function: mRNA binding. The transcript has 11 exons. Gene Ontology annotation, cellular component: nucleus; RNA N6-methyladenosine methyltransferase complex. Lineage: Eukaryota; Metazoa; Chordata; Leptocardii; Amphioxiformes; Branchiostomatidae.